Messenger RNA from Ziziphus jujuba (common jujube), 1922 nucleotides. Its product is annotated as ADP-ribosylation factor GTPase-activating protein AGD5. Lineage: Eukaryota; Viridiplantae; Streptophyta; Magnoliopsida; Rosales; Rhamnaceae. Gene Ontology annotation, molecular function: GTPase activator activity. The transcript has 11 exons. Bases 348 to 1688 code for a protein of 446 amino acids. The record is from RefSeq and is a predicted model, not a curated record.
AAUAAAAAUGAAGAUUUAGAAGUUUGACACCAACCAAAACACAAAACGCCACGGAAGCGUGUGAGAGAGGCUUUGGCCUGCUUCCAAAACCCAUCGCAAACCGUAAACCAAAACCAAAAAACAUUCAUGCUUGGCAGUUUUCACACGUCAUUGCCAACCCAGAACCCAAUAACACCCACUUCUCCCCCCUCUUUUCUUUUUAUUCACCUUCUUCUUCUUCUUUUUCUUCUUCUUCUUAAUUUUCUUUAUUCACCAGAAAACAGAAAAGAAAAAAAACGAAAGAAAGAAAGAAUACACAUCAUCAUCACGAAAGAAAAUUGGCUGUUGAGUUAUUGGAACCAAGCAAUAUGAACGAGAAGGCUAGCGUUUCUAAGGAGCUCAGUGCCAAACAUAGAAAGAUAUUGGAGAGUCUACUUAAACUACCAGAGAACAGAGAAUGUGCUGACUGCAAAACAAAAGGUCCACGAUGGGCUAGUGUGAAUCUGGGAAUCUUCAUAUGCAUGCAAUGUUCAGGGAUCCAUAGAAGUCUAGGCGUACACAUAUCAAAGGUUAGAUCUGCCACUUUGGAUACAUGGCUUCCAGAGCAGGUCGCUUUUAUCCAAUCUAUGGGGAAUGAGAAAUCAAAUAGUUAUUGGGAAGCAGAGUUGCCCCGUAAUUAUGACAGAGUUGGAAUUGAGAAUUUCAUCCGUGCAAAGUAUGAAGAGAAAAGAUGGGUUCCUAGAGAUGGAAAAGCGAGAAUGCCUCCCAGGGUGAAUGAAGAGAAAGCUUCCAGGCUUAACCCAAUGGCUCAGAGUUUUGAUCAUCUUGGCUAUGCAAAAAAUAGUGAAUGUUUUCCUAAGGAGAAGAAAAGCACUCAUCCAUCCGUUGCAAACAAUAGCACGUUGCAGAAGACUACUCUUGUUCCAAAACCACAAGAACCUGUGCAGAAACCAAAGUUAGCAAGUCAGCCAGCGACUGCUACCCCUAUUGUCUCACCACCUAAAGUCGAUUAUGCUACGGAACUUUUCAAUUUGCUUUCUUUGGGGGAUUCUGGAGAAACUGAUUCCAGAGCUUCUGCUGUUAAUAAUCCAUGGACUGCAGCUGAAGUAAAAUUGAGAGCAGAGAAUCAUAAUCCACCAAGCUCACUGGAAAGCAAGAAUGAAUCCAAAUAUGGAAUUGAAGAUCUAUUUACAGGUUCACCAUCAGUCUCCCAAUCCUUCCCAGUGAAACCUCAGAAUGACGUUAUGAGCCUAUUUGAGAAGUCCAGCAUGGUGCCUCAAUUUUCAAUCCACCAACAACAACAGACAAUGAUAUCCCAGCAACAGUCAUUGCUUAUGGCUGCUGCAGCAAAAUCUGGUGCCCAUACUUUUCCUGCUGGUCCGCAACUUGGCUUUAAUGGUAUUCUUUUAUCCACUCAAAACUGGGGAAGCGUUGGCCAUCAAGCUCCCAGAAACUUGAUGCCUGUAACAGAUCUACAAUAUUAUACAAAGAUGUGGAAUAGCCACCAUUCCUUUACAGCAGGAAAUCCACCUCCUUUUCCAGCAUCUAGCAUGUAUCCAAUGGCUCCAGCAGCUCCAAUGAACAGUGUCACUGGCAUCAGCACAUAUGGACCUCUAUCAGCAUCGCCCAUAUCAUCAGUCACUCCAACUCAGUCGGGAAAAGAUGUUGAUUCGUCGUCAUUGAUGUGGGGAUUGUAUACAAAACAGUAACUAUGCUUAUGUUAUGGGUAAAACAAGCUGUGGUUGUCAGUAUACCAGACAGGACCAGUUUACUUGGUAGUUUCAAUAUUCCUCUGGGCUAGGCUUUCAUUCAAAUCAGAUUUUAAAGUUGGACCUUUUUUUUUUUUUCUUUAUUCCGAACGAUUUAUAUGAUAUUGUAUUGUGUCUUUUUAUCUCCAUUUUAGAUUAUCAAAUAAAGAAAUCUUAGAUAAGUUUGUUCAAGAA